CGAUCCCUCUCAAUUCUUACUACUCACGCAGUAGAAAAAAAAUCCUAUUUGUCAAAUGGUUUCUUUUACCACAAAAUAGUCUUUAUUAGGCUAUAUAAGGUUCUUGGAAAUCGGAUUGGUGUAGAAAGAUAUUGUUUCUAAUAAAUAUUGUACGCAUUAAUCGUUUCAGGAAAUUUUAGUUAACAUAAAAUAUAGCUUUGAUUUUGGUGUAACAUUCGUAAAGUAUCAUACAGAGACAUCAUGGUGGGUCGUAUUGAUCUGUUAGUUAUAGUUUUGGUGUUUAUGAUUGGUUCAAAUCACUGUUUUCUAUUUACAAAAGAAAAAGUUGACUGUCAAAUGUCGCAAUGGAGCGAGUGGAGCGAGGUAUAUGGAUUUGGAGCACGAUCUAAAGAAAGGGUCAUUCUUAGGCAUCCAGACAAUGGUGGCAAACCCUGUCCAACUGAUACGGACAUAACUGAGUACACAUCAAGGAAACCAACGAUUCAAUCAACAGCAAAUACAGUAAUCACCAGUUUUCUGCAGAAAAAAAUUAAGACAAAUUCAACGACUUCUCAGGGAACCGUUAAAGCAAAGGUACCGGGUGUUUUCAGAGAUUUAUUGAUCAUUCUUGAUUCGUCUACCAGCAUAGGAUCUGGUAACUUUGAAAUAGUUAAAGAGCAAUUAGGUGAACUUUUAGGCCUGCUCUGUCCAUCUACAGAUCCCUUUAUUUCAAAUAAACGUACUGUUUAUAACCGAGCGGCGCUGAUUCAGUAUUCUAAUAAUGUGGUUGAAGAAUUUGAUUUCAAUGACAAUCAUAAUUUGGCAGAGCUGAAGGCAGCAAUACAGUCAGUACCAUAUAAAGGAGGAGUUACUUGUACCGGUGAUGCCUUUUAUAAGGCCAUACAAAUGUUUACAUCAUCAAAAGGCAUGCGUCAGGGUACCAAACAUGAAGUUUUAAUUCUUUCUGAUGGAGUAUCAAACUGCGGAAGAACUCUUUCUUCAGUAUUACCUAUGUUGCACGCAAAAGCAACUGUGUUUGGACUAAUGAUUGGUGGACAUUCGGAGAAGGGCAAGGACGAACUCACAUCGUAUGUCAGUCAACCUAAACCUGAUCACUUAUUUGCCGUUAAAGACUUUCAAGUUCUGAAAGAACUGCUGAAAGCAAUAAAAGACCAGAUAGAUAAAACAAAUCCAUGUGCACCAUUUGAAUUAUCGAAAAAAUAAUACUAUAUAAAAGUUUGUUACGAAAUUCGUUUUAUGUUUGAAUCUAUUUAGGUCGAUUGUAUUAAUAAACAAGAUUUACGUUUGGGAAAACAUGACCAUACAUUUCUACUAUAUCAAAAUAUAUAUAAAGGACCAAACUUUCGUAAAUUGAUCUAUUUCAAAAACCUGAAUUUGGCAUAAUAAAUCUCUCAAGGUGUAAUACCCCCAUCGAUAUCCCCUAUCAGCCAUUGUUUUUACACUUUUCAAUAAAAUAUGCAGAAUUUAUCUUUGUUUCAAAUAAAAAAUUACUUGGUU
Messenger RNA from Mytilus trossulus (common blue mussel), 1497 nucleotides. Its product is annotated as collagen alpha-1(XII) chain-like. Lineage: Eukaryota; Metazoa; Mollusca; Bivalvia; Mytilida; Mytilidae. The coding region runs from base 241 to 1203 and encodes 320 amino acids. The record is from RefSeq and is a predicted model, not a curated record. The transcript is spliced from 3 exons.